CUUUGUGAUCUGGCAGAGUGAUAAUAAAGGUCCCCGGGUCUCCGGUUGCGUAUUGUUGGACACGGAACUCCGGAUGAGCGCAGAAACUGGCAGUGAGAACCGGUUUAACUUUACCUAGACAAGACGAGACGAAACUUGUCCUCUCGCUGAACAGGUUGAGUGUCCGUCAUGAUCAUCCAUAGCGUAUAAGGUGAAGGUAAGAAGAAUCUGCUGCAUUCAUUGUUGUCAAACCACUUAGAUUUCACGACAGUAGCGUCUAAUGACCAAUUUUGUGACCUCGUCUAUGGCAGUACACAUUUUUCCAUUAGUGUUAAAGCUUUGUCGUGAGAUAUGUUGUUCUGAGGCGUUGAGUGGAUUAGAAACCUCACCGGCUAAUGACAGCCGUCUGGUGUCAUAAUACCAAAACAGACGUUGACAGCUCGUGCAAAAUACUUCCUCUUGUCGAGGUGCAAGUUAAAGGGGUGUGUGUGCAUGUGGCCGCAGGUGGCGCAAGAGGACCAUGGAGCCCGAUGUCAUCCGUCUGUACUCUUCCUCUCCCCCUCCACUGGAUGAGGCUGGAGAGGAAGAAGAGGAGGAUGAGUUUGGUGAUUUUGGUGAGUUCGGGGGUUUUGAUGGCGGAGGAGUGUCAUCCAGUUUCAGCUUCUCAGACAUCGACACGCCCACAACAUUCAACCAAUCAAACGCGCUGGAGGAAUCUCCACCUGACCUGUACAUCAAAUCUAUACAGAGUGUCGCUGUAUCAGGGAAGAGUGGAUGGGCUAACGAGAGAAAAAUGGUCGGAGGAUCAAUUAGCAGUGUCGAGAAAACAGAACAGGAAUUAUCUGAGAUGGUCACAAAUUUGGCGUCCUUCGAUCAGAAGGCGCUCUCUGCUGAACAUGGUCAGAACUCUCCCUCGAUACUUCCUGAUGUCCGAAUCAGCAGUUCAGGCGAUGGACACAUCCUCAGUAAUGGAUACAGUGAGUCUUGUGCAAAUUCAGAGCUGGACAGAGCUCUUUCCACCUGCUUACAAAGCACAGACACUGAAGUACACUCUGGACUGGACAUCAACGUAGCUGAUGUGUUAGACGGAAACCAGUUGAUCAACAAAACGAACAACCUGACUGAUUCAAACAAUCAUUCAUCCCAUAAAGAAGCAUCUGAACCUGGAGAGACGGAAGUGAGACUGGAGCAAUGUGGCGACUCCCAGUUGUUUAGUUGUAGAGAUGCACAAGAACCUGAAGGCGAGCAUAAACAAAUGGAGAACUUUGUUGUUUGUGGUCAACAUGACGGGUCUGUGGACUGUGAUGACAUAGCCGAAGCAGAGACGGCCCCCUCCAUGGAUGUAGAUCUAAUCUCUGACACACAGAUAAGUGGAGACACAAGGGAAAUUCAUGGAUCGUUUGCAAACACGGCCAACAAGGAUUUUGGCGAUUUCAGAGAUACAUCUCAGGGUUUCUCGGACUUCAGCCGGACUGAAUCUAUAACACAGGAAGGAUUUCCUGAAUUUGUCACAGCAAUGUCCAGGUGCUCCACGGAUGAUGAGUUUGGUGACACGGACACCCUGAAGGACUUCAAGGAGGACGAUGAGCUGGCUGAGGAAGCAGCGUGCGAUGAAGGAGCUUUUUGUUCUGAGUUGCCUCCCAGUGACAGUUUUGCCGACUUUAGUGCAGCUCCAUUUGGAGGAGUGGAGGAGUUGCAAGACAACUGGACUGCGUUUGGACCCAAUGAAGGCACAAAAGAGGAUCAGGAUUCAUGGGCCACUUUUGGGGAGGAACAGACUACUUACCUGGGUAAAGAAGAACUAGAUGUUGAGACUUCAACAGUACCCUCUAGUGGUGACCUCCAGGGUAGCACUGCUGAGUUCUGCUGCAAAUUACAGCAUCUCUUCAGAACCGCCUUCCCUUUAGACGUCCAUCCUGAGGUCAGCGGGGUCACUGAGGUCCUGCCCCUACACAAAUUCCUGCAGGCUCAGAAUCCUCAGGAGCAAAGGGCACAGGAAAAUUCAUUGGCCUUGUGGUGCCACCUUCAGGAGAUCCACAGCAGUCAUGGCCUUAAGUUCAAGUGGGCAGGUUCCCAUAGUAACAGAAUUCUUCUGGAUUGCCUAGGAAUCAGGAAUAUUUUGUUCACUGGAGACAACCAGCAGCCAGUGAUCGUGCCUAUGUUUGCUGCUGGACUGGGAAUGCUGGAACCCACCAAAGAGUCUCAAAAAUCUCCAGCCUCCCCUGCACUUUCCCCUUCUGUUUCUGUGGAGAGUGGAAAUAUUCUAUGCACUCAGGUGGCGUCCUCUUUGGCCAUUAGUAUUGACGAUGGUGGAAUCUCAGUGCUAAAUUUGGACUAUUUUGGGCCUGUGGAUGAAUGUAGCUCAGAUAGUGAAAAUGACACUCCACUACCAGGUGUUGAUCCAGAGAUAUAUGAACUGACUACAGCUAAAAUUGAGAACACCACUGGUCGCAACAUUGCAGAUGCAUUUACAAAACUCAUGGAGUCUAUGGAGAAAACCACAACAACAGCCAGGAGGCCAGAAAAAGUUGAAAAGAUAAGCGAGGAAGCAGCAAAGGUCAUCUCUCUUCUCCCUGACCUGUCCUUCAUGCAGGCCAGGGUUCUAAUGUUCCCCUCCAUUCUAACUCCGGCAGCCAAUCAUAUAUAACCAAA
Molecule: messenger RNA, 2631 nt
Organism: Rhinichthys klamathensis goyatoka
Lineage: Eukaryota; Metazoa; Chordata; Actinopteri; Cypriniformes; Leuciscidae
Gene: aftphb
Product: aftiphilin b
Exons: 10
Coding region: 500-2626 (708 amino acids)
Biological process (GO): intracellular transport
Cellular component (GO): AP-1 adaptor complex; trans-Golgi network membrane
Molecular function (GO): clathrin binding
Source: RefSeq, a predicted model, not a curated record